This is a messenger RNA of Heterobilharzia americana, 768 nucleotides long. The record is from the annotation of a GenBank genome assembly. NCBI's taxonomy places the organism in Eukaryota, Metazoa, Platyhelminthes, Trematoda, Strigeidida, Schistosomatidae.
AUGUCUUCAAAUAACACACUAUCAAUUGGAUUACCUUUACAUACACUUAACCCAAUCGAUGGACAAGAUGGACUUAGUUUGACUAGACAAGAAAUUAAUCGACUUAUCCUGGAAUAUCUUGUAGUUGAAGGGUAUAAAGAUGUUGCUGAGAAAUUUAGUCGUGAGACAGGAAUUGUUGAACCAUUAGAUGAAUUACAAGUUGCAGGCGCAAGUUUAAAUGAUCGUAUGUGGAUUCGUGAAGCAGUCCUUUUAAGAAAGAUUGAAGAUGUUAUUGAUACUGUCAAUCGACUUUGGCCUGAACUUUUUGAUAAAAAUCCUUUUAUUUAUUUUCAACUUCGUCAAUUACAAAUGUUGGAGUUUAUUCGAAACAAGCGUUUAGAAGAGGCGCUUAUCUUUGCACAAUCUUAUUUAGCUGAUCCAGUAGCAAAACGUUUAUCAGAACAUCCAGAAUUAUUGAAUGAAAUGCAAAAUACAAUGGCGCUAUUAGCAUUCGAUAAUCCUGCUGAAAGUAUUUAUGGUAAAUUACUUAGUCCACAACAUGCUGAAGUAGUUGCUGGUGCUUUAAAUCGAGCCAUUCUACGACAUAUUGAAUUAUCAGGUGAUGAAAUGAUUACAUCAGAAGAUGGUAAAGGUUGUGUAUCUACAAAUUCUAUUCAUUAUUCUGGUGUAUCAUCUACUGUACCACGUUUAACAAAAAUGAUGGCAAUGUUAUUACAUUUUCGUGAUUUAGCCCAACUUGAAUUGCCACCAGAGUUAGCAUCAUUAUAA